CGUCUCUGAGAGACUAUGUGUUGGUUCUUUGUGGUUAACAAAAUUUUCGGAAAAUAAUAUUGGUUUUUAUGUAAAAUAUACAUAAUAGGCGUGAUGACAGUUAGUUUGAGAGUGUUGCAUAUUUCGCGUUAAUACGCAAUCGAUUGUUUUUGCCGUUUGGUUCGUGUGGAAAAUGUAAAAAUGUACGAACAAUCGCAUACAGCUAACAAAAAUUCGUCGCCGUCGUCGUUUUCGUAUUUGUCGUUGUCGUUGUCGUAUUUUGUAUGUACGUGCUGUGUACUGGUGCUAACGACGCUGCGCUGUCUGUUACUGAGUACACAACAUGUAGGGACGACACUAUGUCGACGGCAACGGCAAUCGCAAUCGCAAUUAGAAAAGUGUAAGCGAGAUGACUAUUGCUGCUGUGCUGUUUCUGCUGCUAUUGCUGCUGCUUUUGCUUCUGCUUCUGCUAGAGACAUUGUACAGAGAGCACAGCACAUAUCGUACAUAUACAAUGCUAACUAGCGCGCGAGCGCUCUCGCCUUUGCGGCAACGACAUUGUCAACUUUAGACUUAUAGUCGGAACGGAACACGGAGGCAUAGAGAAAAAAUAAACGAAAAAAAAGAGCCGAACUGGUGUACCACCUCCCUGCGUAUAUAAAUAUACAUACAUAUACUGUCGUACGAAUUUAUAUGUACGCAUGUAUGUACGUACAUACACAUGUAUGUACAUACAUAUAUUUCAAGAAGAAGAAGAGAAAUACGAAGAAGAAGAGUAUAUGACGAAUGAUAAAGUGCUAGACAAAAUAAAUAUGAACUAUUUUCGGUGAAUUCUUAAAUCGGCUUUUUGUUUUUUUCCCCCUAAUAUAUUUUUUAUUUGUUGUUUUGUGUAAUUCUGCUGACCUGAAAAUAAAAGUGUUUGUUAAAAAGUGUGUGCAGAAUUAAAUAUUAUGUGUGUGUACAGAAAAAAGCGCAAUAGGGAAGUUGACAAAAAGCAAAGAAAAGCAAAUUGUUUUUUCUUAUUUAAAAUUUGAAUUGCCACCCUAAAUGAUAUCAUAUUAACUGGUUUAAUCACCGGCCGAAAAAUGAAAAACCCCAAAAAUAGUGGUCACAAUAUAACAAAAUAACUUCAAAACAGUCGGCGCAGCAUCGAUUUUUUCAAAAUACACGCGAUUGAAUUGGUUGUACCACCUUAAAUCCAAUAUUUGUAAAGCUUUCGCCUUAUCGAUGGCAUAAAAGAAAACUCUAAAUAAAUAAUACAGAAAAAAGCGGAGCCGAAUGCAUUGGAAAAGGUUUGGUCCAAAAGAAAAUAAUACAUAAUAAUGAUCAUCGAUAAUUUAUAUUUCCAAGGAAAGGGAACUGAAGUGUAAUCCCCUGAAAGCUUUACGUAGCAAAAGAAAUGGACACAUCAAAUGCCAGCGCUAAAUCAAAGACGUCUGCGUCGGGCAGCAGUAGUAUUAAUGGAUUAGGACCCCAAAUCAAGCAUAUAUCGUCGCAGGACAUCGGUUCCACCGUAGCCGCUGUCCAGGAUGAGAAGAGCGAACAAUCGCGCGAACAGUCCACAGUGCUCACGGUAGUUGGCCAGAGUAUAUCCAAGAGUUCGACUGCCCUGGCUGUACUGCAUCUUCCUCCGCCAACGGCGACCGCCUUAGUUCAAUCAAGUGCCAAUAUACCCGACUUGGGCUCCAUGCCGCGUGCGCGGCCAUCGUUUUCAUCGAACAUAACGACGACGACGACGACAACAUCGGAUGGCGGCAAAUCAAUGGCUGUGGCAGCGAUUCCCCCAGAAUCUACCACCACAUCGGAGCCCACUUGUCCACCUGUUUCGUCAGUAUCGAUGGCCCCCAGUGCCUGUGACUUUGACUCCGACACGGAACUGUCCAUUGUGGCAGCCGCAGCGGCUGUCUCCGCAUCAGCCGGCAUUGACUCGAGGUCACCGACAUCUCCGUCACCUGCGGCUGCAUCCACAAUAAUGCCCACAUUGGGUUCCAGUGCUGGAGGUGGCACUGCGUCUAUGACUGGGAAUCAAGUCGGUUUUGGAGCGGGAUCAGGAGCAGUGGCUGCUGGGAAUACAAAUGGCCAUAACACCACCUCCAACAACAGCAGCAAUCACCUGAGUCUGAAUGCCAAGCAACAGCGCCAGCAGAAACGCCGGAGGGAACGUGCCCAGCGUUUGCAAGCGGAACGCGACAGUCGAUGUAAUGCCAGUUCGCUGAGUGGCACCUUCAUUGCCGGAUCCUCUGUGGGGGUCAACAGUUCUAUGAGUGCGGCUAACGGGGGCCAAGGUGGUAGCCUCGUCACGCCCAGUGGCGGCGGCGGUGGUGGUCAAUCAUCAGCGGUUGCAAUGGGCAAUGGAUCGGCGGCAGGACCCGGCAAUAAUGGCAUGAUAUAUCACAUCAAUAGCGCUGGCAGCAUGGGCGAGGAUAGUAACAAUUCAAAUGGUAACUUCACCAGCAGCAGCAAUGGCAGCAACAAUCUGCUGCCGCCCACAGAUAGUAUUGCAUCAUUACUCCUAAAUCCACCACAUUCCCCCGAGUGCAACUCGGGACUGAUGGCCACGCCUAGCGAUAGCGAAGGUGAGUCGCUCGACGAGGAUCUGCUUUCGACUUCAUCCUCUUCGACGUUGCUCUUGCCACGGGAUAAGCCACCGCCUCGACCACCACCUCCGGUUCGAAGAAAGCUUCCACGAUCUCCAGUGCUCGAAGAGGAAAUCAUCGAUGGAUUCGCUAUAUUGGAGUUUAAGACAUAUGAAGAUUUAGAGUUUGCCAUCAAACUGGGACAGAAACGUAAGGAAAAGCGACUUUCUGCGUUGGACGAGCUAACUUGUACCUACAGUAUAGAGGAAAUGAAAAUUCCAAAGGUUAUCGAUACUGGUCAAUCGCAACCUUUGCGUGUCACUAGCCUGUCCACGUUAACUGUUAACAACAACAAUUUGAAGGAAAACCCACAGCCUCUUCAUCGUGGCGGAAAUGUCAUCAGCAACAUUAAUAAUAAUAAUAAUAAUAACAAUAGCAUAACCAGCAAUGGUCCCAAUGCAAAUAGCAAUAGCAGCAGUAUGGCCAAUGUAGUCUAUCUGCUGCCGUCUGUAAACAUUGGUAAUGUUUUGGAAACGGAAACGGAGACGCGAGAUCAUUGGCGAUCUGAAUAUGGCCAACAGCAAGACCAAUUGCAAUCGGACAAUAGCGCAAACAGUAAAAGUAAUAACAUUAGUGAUGAUAAUCAAAUUAAUAAUAGUAGUCACCAAAUAAAUCACAACACCUCCAACCAAUUGAGCAAACAGCAAGCGGAUGUUGGUUGCAAUGCUGCGAAAAUGCAAGUGAAUAGUGCUACUAGUACACGAUUUUUGGAGAAUGACAACGAUUCACUUAUGUUGGAUAUAAGCCUGCCAUCGCUGGGCGUUGGUAGUGCCGUAUCGCAUAGUCAUGACCAUAUUGACGUUGGUAUGAUUCACGCCAGUUGUACUGGUAGCGAAACCAAAAAAUCUCACAAUUCCCCCGCCACAAGUAACACCAUUGACCAAUUAAAUGUGACAAAACCGAUGCCCUCGCUUCAGCUCAAUAAUUUAAUAUCAAGUGAUCUUAAUGCAGCUGCCGCAAGUGCAAACAAUAAUCACCUGGGUGUAUGCAAACUGGGAUCGCAAUCAGCACAGGUCGUUAAGAAAUCGAACGGGUUGGAGAACAUUGAAACCGUGACGGCAUCUGCAGCCUGUCGUUCUCUGGAUAUCGAGGAAUUGGCCAAUGUUCCGACACAAUCCUUUGGGGCCAGCAGCAGUAUAAAGAAGGAGAACGAGCAAAGUGAUCUUUUGAAUGAAGCUUCAAUCAAUUGUAGCAGUAACAGCAAAGAAAAUAAUAUCUGUGAUAAUGUCAGCAAUGAUAAAAAGAAUUCUGAACAAAUAUUUGAUAUUGAUAAUCCCCCAACGCCUAUGAAUGUUUCAAAUACUUCAUCGUGUCAGGAUCGUUCAACUCCUCGCAAGUUAUCCGACCUGCCGCACCUUAAGAAAAAGAAUGCGGCGUGUGGAGAUAAUGGCACAUUUUCGGUAGUACCUUUUGCACCGUCGAUAAGCACAGCAGUGUCCGCGGGAGCUCCAGAUAGCGAUGGAAGUAAAGCUUUAAAUAUCAAAACUCAAUCGGAGAGUACGCAAGGCAAAGUAGUUCAUCCUGGUACUUCUUCAGUUUCAACACCUGCGGUGAACGCGGUGGAAUCUGGGAAUAGAGAGCUGGGUAUUCUGCAGAAGUCAACACCCGACAAGGCUCUGUAUCCCGGCCUAUGCGUUGCGCCCUCUGUUUCGUCAGUGCAAUUUCCCAACGUUGGAAUAUCAGCUGGAAAUGAGAAAAUUGUAUCAACAGUUGCGUCUGACAUUGAUCAAAAGAUUAUAUUCAAUACCAAGACAACAGCUUCAAACGGAUUGUCAUCAGGGGUGCAACGGUCAAUUGUUCCAUUAUUAUCAGCUGCACCAUCACCAGCUGCAGUUACACUAAGCAGUCCGUUUAGCGCACAUAUUGCCACACCGAAUGCUGCUGGAUUAUCAAUAUUAACUUCGGCUUCAAAUGUAAUUCUAGCAAGCAGUAUCAAAUCAAAUGAUAACUUUUCACGAAGUAACAGCAACAGUAAUAAUGGAAGUUCUGGUAAUCAGGGACAAUUAUCAUCAGUUGGAUUGUCAAGCAAUCAAGAAACUGCGAAAAAUAAUUCGGUACCGACGUCUUCGCCUCCAAAUCCUAUGGUCAAUGGCUUCCUUAGUGUUUAUCCGCCUGCUACGAUUGCGACAUCGACAUCGGCAACAACCAGUACAUUGCCACGUCUCUCGCCCAAUGCAGCCAAUAAGUUAGUGGCACCGGUUUCUACAUCCAUUUCGUUAAAUACAAACUAUGUUGGAAUUUCUGGUGGAACGACAACAACUUCAGGAAUGGGAAAGGUAGUCUUUGGAGCUGGCGGUAAUGCCAUUGUUGGUACAGGAUCACCAUUGCUUUUUCCUGGUGCACCGCCUGCUCCCAUUUCACAUGUGGGUGCGGGCGUACCAAUGAUUAUCCAAGCCCCUCCAUACCGAGCUCCAUAUACGAAUUAUCCCCUCUACACUCCAUAUAGCAGCCUUACGCACGGGUCGUACCUGCCACCACAAUUGCCGGUUGCCACGUCUAACAUACCGUCUGCACAACAACAUCGGAGCACGGAUAGCCGAAGCAGUCGAGUGUCGCCGGCAGCAUCUAUGAAGCCAACGCCAUCGAAUAUUGCAUUAAGUGUCUCGAUGACCCCGACUUUGCGCCCAAUAACGCCACUUAAUAAUAGCUGUGCAAUUUCUAGCGGCGCAUCGCAGCCCGUUGUGACGGUCGUCCCCUCGGCGAACUCAACUGCCCUUUCGUUAAGCAAUCCGCAUAUAUCUCAUUCCCAUCAUGUGCCUGUCUAUGCCUCAGGUGCAUUUUCUUCGGCGUCAGCUGGGACAAGUACUCCGAAUUCUGGACUCUCUACUCUUGCAGUAACCUCACUAUCAACGUCGGCUGCUCCUCAGCCGCCACACUUUCCCCAGUCAAGUCAGAUGCUUUCACAGAGUGGUAACUUCUCAUCGGUGUCCCAUUUGCUGACUACGCAUUCAAUGCCAUCGCAGAACCAACCUUUAGUACGUUGUGGAAGUACACUAUACUCAUCUGCGUCUGCAUCUGCCGCUGCUGCUGCCUCUGCCUCCAAUUUCAGUCCCUCAGUUCUCGCCGUUCCAAGUUUAACGACAGCGGUCACGUCGAGUUCGUCAUCUCCAUCUACAUUAUCAUCAUCUGUGAUCCAGAAGGUUAUUUCCCCAAAAGGUGAAAGUCCUGGCAACAAAGAUCGGGAUCCCAGUUACAGUACAAAUAUCAGGUCCCAUGGUGCAUCAACAAUAUUGCCUGUCGUGUCUCAAGGCAUUGGCCUGGGAUCGUCGUUUUGUGGUAUUGCCCCAAAUCAAUAUGGAGGUACAGGUACCCCAGUAUUAUCCUCUAGUUCUUCAAUGCCAGGACUGGGAAAUCUCUCCUCAUACUCUUCAAAAACGGCGCUAUGGUUGAACUCUCCUGCAAACGCAGCUGUAACGACGUCUGCUCCGUCAACACCAAUAGUGUCUAGUGGAAGUGCCCGUCCAACUCCUCCCCUCUCAAACAGCACAAGCAUGGGAAUUGGAAUGAUGAACGCGGCAUCGACAGCAAGAAGUUCUUGCAAUGCUAUAUCACCACUUUCGAUCCCCGCAACCGCUGGUAUCCACGUGUCUGCUACAAAUCCCCCUUUUCAGUCUACGUCAUACUUCCCAACACCUUUAGCGCCGCCACCAUCUUCCCCAUCGCCAGCUACUUCUUCCGCGGCAAUCAUCAACAGUUCAUCUGCUUCGCAAUUUCCGACAGUAUCACACUCAAUGAGCAGUAUUGUGACGACGGCCGGAGCCACAACGACAACGGCAUCAUCUUUAACACAACCCACGGUUGCAGCUAUAUCCAAUCCUGUUUCAAAUACGCCGCAUCCCUUUUCUGCAGAAUCACUUUUUCAACCAAGUAAAAAUGAUCAAGCUGAUUUGCUGCGGCGUGAGCUAGAUAGCAGAUUCCUGGAUAGAUCUGGCUUAGCUGUUACCCCUACACCGCCAUCAUCAACAUAUUUACGAACUGAUCUCCAGCAUCAACAGCACGCUCAUCUACAUCAGCAUCCGCAGCUGCUACCACCAGCAUCAGCUUCAUCAACUUCCUUGCCAGCUGUGCAGCCAACAUCCGGACAAAUUUUUCCCCCGCCAUUAUUUAAAGAUAUUUCCAAAAUCUCGUCCGUCGAUCCUCAGUUCUAUCGCACUGGCAUGGGAUUGCCAACAGGAGGCUACACAGGAUACACCUCAGCAGGCCUUUUACAUAGUGGCUUAGGUGGCCCAACGCCGUUUAUGCCUCCUAACCACUUAACUUCCUUUGCCCCAAAGAAAACUGGUCGUUGGAAUGCUAUGCAUGUUCGCAUAGCGUGGGAAAUUUAUUAUCACCAAAACAAACAAAGCUCCGAAAAGACAGGAUUCCCAGCGGCCUCAUCGAAUGCACCAUCGAUCAACGCACCAAUUCCUCCAGGUAAUCUGAUAAGUGGUGGUGGUGGCAUCGCCAGUGGAGCUAGCACACCAGUAAAUAAUGUAGCAGCUAUACCAGCGGUGGGUGGCGGUGUCCUUGUGUCAAAUGGUCCGGCCUCAGUACUUGGUAUGAAGACAACACCAGCUUUAGGUAUAAAUGCGGCGCCACAGCAUAUUCUUCAUCGGGCAAAUGAACUCCCUCCAUCGGCAGCUUUUGCAGGUGGUUUGCCAGGCCGAUUAGCCUUUGAAACGUCUCCCUUGGCUGCGAGUUUCAUUGGUGCUCCUCCUAGUCAUAUUGGAACCGCUGUUUCCCCAUUUGGACGCUAUGUAACUCCGUUUGGAUUCACAGGACUAACACACUUUGGUGGUCAUUUAGACUCUUGGAGGACAAAUGCAAUGCAACGAAGUGUCGCCUAUCAUCCUUCGACCGCUACGGCAUCUCCCAAUUGGCCGGUAAAGUCGGAUCCUGGCCUGGACAAUGCGCGGCGCGAAGCCGAGGAACGUGAGCGUGAGCUGCGGGAUCGUGAACAGCGGGAACGAGAUCGCCAGCGGCGCGAACGUGAGGAACGUGAACGGAAGGAAAAGGAGGAAAAACUUAAGCGCGAACAGCAAGAAAGGGAACGCGAGCGAGAACGUGAUCGAAAGGAGCGUGAGCGUGAACGUAGGGAAAUCGAGCGCCGGGAACUGGAACGGGAGCGAAUGUUGCAACAGCAACGGAUAAACGAGAGCAAUAAGCAGGCAGCAGUUCAAGCUGCGGCUGCUGUGGCGGCACCCGUUCGCGAUCGAUCACCACAUCGAAAUGUUGGCGAGCUUAAUACGGAAAUUCGAAUUAAGGAGGAACAUCCGCGCACAAAGGAUGAACAGGAUGUAAUGCUUUUGCGUGCUUCGGCAGCUGGAGUUGGUGUUGGUGAUCCGCGCUAUCAUUCAUCCUCGUUGGCAGCCGCCCAAGCUAAUGCAGUUGCGGCGGCGGCCCAUCAUCAUCAUGCCAACUUUAUGGCAGCCAGUCGACAUGGUUUGCCGCCACCACCAUCACACCUAACCCGCACAAUGAUGCCACCCACUUUGAGUGUCGGUGGGCCCAUCACGCACUUUGGUGCACCAGCUCCGCCAGGCUGGGGAAUAGAUCCAUACCGCGAUCCUUAUCCGAUGCUUCGCUACAAUCCCAUAAUGGAAGCUGCUCUGCGACAUGAAGCCGAGGAACGACAGAAGGCGAUUAAUAUCUAUGCAGCCCAAUCUGCAGCUCAUUUGCGCAGCAAGGAACCAAGUCCUAUACCGCCUUCAGUUGGUUCUUUGGGCCCUCCACCGCCCCAUCAUCGAUUGCAAAUAGUAUCUGGUGGCGUUGUGGCAUCCUCAGGUGUUCAGCAGCCCGGACCGCCGAAUCAGCAACAACAGCCACAGCUUUCUGGUGGCCCGUCAAUUGGAAAGAACCCAGGACCCCCAGCACCAGUAAGUAUGCCAGUCCAGCAUAUGAUUAGCGUCGAUUCAAUGAGCCAACAAACUGUUACCGCUAAGAAGGAAGCUGACCACACGAUGGGCAUUGUAGCAAAUGCUGGUGUGGGUCUAAGUUCAGUACCUGGUGGUGUAAUAGGAAUUUCUCCAGUGUCAUCAGUGGCACCAAGUCGAUGAUAAAAGAAUCGUUACUAACAAUAUUGUAAAGGCGAAUAAGACAAAGAAAUUUAAAAAAUUUCGAUCACCUCCACACCACCACCAACCAAAAUGUCAUCAUAUACGCAAAGUCCCAUCCUAAUUACCUCCUCCUAGCAUCAUUUUGAAGCCUGAGAGAACACCAAUAAAUAUAAAGCGCAACGCUUUUGUAAACUAUAAUUCUUGAAAUACAUACAUUAAUUUGUAACGUGAGGAGAUAGAUAAAGAUGUUUGUGGCAAACAAAAAUCAAAUUAAAAGAGGUUAAGACUUCCUUAUACUUCAGACCUAGCAUUCAACCUAAGCACUGAGUCCCACAUUGGCAAAAUACUUUCCUCGAUCUUAAUAUGGGUCGCGCGUUGAAACGUCACAUAUAAGUAAUACGAACUUUACUUAUUUUUAAUAAAUACAAAUUACAAAGCAUAAAUAUAAAUUUAGGUUCGCAAAUUAAGUUUAAGCGUAUUUGUAUUAUUUGUAUAAAUAUAAGCUUAAGAAAACAGCCACGAGACAUGUUGAGCAACAAAAAUAAUUAUAAUUUGAUUGUACAUAUACAUAUAUAUACAAAGAACUCUCAUAGUUAUAUGACAUCAACAUGCAGCCUAUGGAAUCCAAACUAUCAUGCACAUGAUACAUAACUCUAUGUAUAUCAGUGACAGCUUCAUUCCCUUUGUGCAUUACGUGUUUAAGGACUAAUUAUCAUAUAUGCAAUUUAUGUAAAAAAUUGAUAAAACUAAAAAUAGAAUCAUUACAAA
Drosophila eugracilis is the source of this 9418-nucleotide messenger RNA. RefSeq names its product serine-rich adhesin for platelets (gene tay). The transcript is spliced from 13 exons. The record is from RefSeq and is a predicted model, not a curated record. Bases 1379 to 8650 code for a protein of 2423 amino acids. NCBI's taxonomy places the organism in Eukaryota, Metazoa, Arthropoda, Insecta, Diptera, Drosophilidae.